Lodderomyces oxycetoniae is the source of this 2520-nucleotide messenger RNA. RefSeq names its product Mub1p (gene MUB1). Gene Ontology annotation, biological process: ubiquitin-dependent protein catabolic process; establishment or maintenance of cell polarity. Lineage: Eukaryota; Fungi; Ascomycota; Pichiomycetes; Serinales; Debaryomycetaceae. The transcript has a single exon. The coding region runs from base 1 to 2520 and encodes 839 amino acids. Gene Ontology annotation, cellular component: MUB1-RAD6-UBR2 ubiquitin ligase complex. The record is from RefSeq and is a predicted model, not a curated record.
AUGCGUGAUUCCAACUAUAGAGCCGUUUCCAAUAAUAAGGCCGCACUCACAAUAACUUCAAGUCUAUAUGAUCGAAGAGCACUAGAUGUGACGUCAGAUAAACCCUUGGUAAACUCGUUGAAUUAUUUAACCUACCUCGUAAGCUCUUCAGCAAAAGUCCGAGAAACGUUAUCAACCGAUGGCGGUGUUGAAAGAUUGGUUGAGAUCUUACAUGAGUGUCACAACUGCAAUCACAACUUGGAUGACAAUGAUGAUAAGAAAUUGUUGACCGCUUGGAAAUGGACCUUGGCCUUCCAAUGCAUAGUGCUAGUUGGAACAAGAGGCACAGAAAAAAUUAGACAGAAAGUGGUGAAAGCUGGCAUUUUACCAAUUAUUGCAACUGUUUUGGACAAUUACCUAUCGUUGCACGAGAGAGCUUUUCUUCAUGUAAACACAAAUUCCAAACUCACAGACAAUAUAGCAACCACCACCACCACCACCAACACCACCAACACCACCAUGAGUCCAGUGGAAAAUAUUUUUCUGCAAAAUCACCAGCUGCAGCCACAAUCGGAGAGCUUUUUGUUUCGAAACUUUCUGCAAACAGAAGAGGAAGCUCACAUGCAAUCUGCUGCUAAUCCAUUACUAACAAACGUUGCAUAUCAAGGUGAAGUACAGGAAACUAUGGCUGCAAUUGCAGCAACCUCAUUGUCAAGUUUUGAUUUUGACAAUAUGAACCGCAUCCACUCAAAUGAUUUGAACACCACAGAUCUAACAAUUGAUGAUUAUGAAAGCUCAAGUGUGGAACAAUUGUUCAGAUUACUUAGAUUGGCAAAUUUAGAAGGAGACGAUCGAAUCCUGGACUCUCAGUCCCUGAGUAUUUUUAACACCUUGGUAAGCGAGGAUGUGAAAAGGGGCUUUGUGGUGUUGAACAUAUUGAACCGAUUGAGAGAAACCAAAGAAGCAGAAGCCCCGAAAGAUGGGUUUGUUAAUGACUGCGAGUACGAUAUGGACAGCAACUUGAAUUUUUUAUCAAAAUUGUACGCGCGGGAUUUGGAAAUCAAUGAUACAAUGUCCAAUACCAAAUUGGCUGUGAGAGCUUUUUCAGAAACUGGAGUUAUAAUACCGAAAGACGAUGAUAUUGUUUGGUCGUUACAACUUUUAGCAUACAUCUCUAAGUACCCCUACCUCAAGGAAAUAAUCCAAAAUACCCAUUUAGUAUUGGAUAUGAGCAUACGAGACAAGCUGUUCAAAAUUUACUUGGAAAAUCAAAUGAAACUCAAAAUGAAAGAAGCGUUGGCAAUUAAAUUAAGACCAACUAUAACACCAAAAACAAGAAAGCCGAAAGCAACUUAUCUUGAGAGGUUCAGUCCUAGUGCAUCAAAUUCUCCACAAAUGGUGAGCGCAUUGAAUGACGAUAAUUUGAUUCUAAGUAGGGACAAAUUUGUAUUAUGCGAGACUGGGCUUUCCGUCAGCUCAGAAGUGAAGGAGGAGCGGGAGCGGGAAAACGGAGAUGAAGAAGAGGAAGGGGACGAGGAGGGGGAUGAGGAUGAUGACGAUGAUGAUGUUGAUGAUAAUGAUAAUGAUAAUGACACAUCAGAGGAUGUUUAUGAUGUGUCCAAAAAGCGACAGCGACAGCGACAAAAGGAAGACGAAAAAGGUAACAACAACGAUAAAGGCAACUUUGGAGGCACCACAUCAGACUCCGAAGAGAGCCCAGCCGCGGGACUCAUGACUUGCCAUAACUAUAUGCGCGAGCUUCACGAUUUGAUAUCAGAGUGUGAAAAGAUGAGUGACGAGUUUGAAAGAGAAGUUAAAUUUUAUCAGCUUUUUGACAGAAUUAAUAGAUAUAUCGAAAUGGAAAGCAAAAAGCUUUCAACAGCGGUAAUUGAAACGAGGUUGAAAACUAAGGAUUAUCUUGAAAAAAAAUGGAAGUACGAGGAUUAUAAGUAUUUCAACAUUGAUGAGUUUGAUGAGGAUAAGGAUGAUUCCCUAAUUGAGUACAAAAAAGUUAAUUUAUUCCCCAUUGUUGAGAAGUUUACAUUUUUUUCUGGAUCAGACAUGUACUAUUGGUCGGGAGUCAUAAUGCGAAAUUCUUGUAGAAGAAACGAUUUAAAAGGCGGUGUUCGACAAUGUGGAAACUUGGAGUGCGGCAAAUGGGAAAAGUACCCUCGUGAAUUCCUGAAGUGUCGACGAUGUAAACGCACAAAGUACUGUUCAAGAGACUGCCAAAUGCGAGCUUGGCAUUGCCAUAGAAAUUGGUGCAUCCCUAGCACAUCGAGUAGUAGCAGUAUUAACAACAACAACACCACCACCACUACCACCACCACUACUACUACAAACUCUUCAAUUCAUACACAACAGGACUCAGGAGUCAUUGGUAACGAUAACAACAAUAGUAUUAAUAACAUUCACAAUAACAUUCACAAUAACAAUAACAAUAACAAUAACAAUAACAGUACUUUGGAGGACAACGCAAGUCAGAUUGGUAGUGAAGGGGUAGCUGAUGACGAACACGAAAGUCCGAUGGAACUUCAAUAA